UUUAAAUGCCCAAAAACUGUUCCACCCACACACUCAACUUUUCUCCCCCCUUAUAAAACACUUCCUCUAGCUUGAAUACUUUCCCAUCCUUCAAAACUCUCUCCACCAAAAUUCUAUAACCCCACUCUCUCUCAAAUGGAGUUCCUCUCUCUACUUUAUGUAGUUCCAGCAUUGUACAUAUGUUUCCUAAUAUGGAAACUAUACGAUCAAAAGAGGGACCAAGAGUGCUACAUAUUAGAUUACCAAUGUUACAAGCCAACACAAGAUAGAAUGCUAGGGACAGAGUUUUGUGGCAAAAUAAUCAGAAGAACAAAAAAUUUGGGUCUAGAUGAGUACAAAUUUCUCCUCAAAGCCGUUGUAAGUUCCGGAAUUGGCGAACAAACUUACGCACCAAGAAAUGUCUUUGAAGGCCGCGAAUCAUCACCAACACUGAACGACGGGAUCUCUGAGAUGGAAGAGUUUUUCAACGACAGCAUUGCGAAACUCCUAGCUAGAUCAGCGAUUUCCCCUUCCGAAAUCGACAUUCUUGUCGUCAACAUCUCAAUGCUCGCCAUUCUUCCUUCUUUAUCUUCGCGAAUCAUUAACCGUUACAAAAUGAGACACGACGUAAAAGUGUACAAUCUCACCGGAAUGGGUUGUAGUGCAAGUCUUAUAUCAUUAGAUAUUGUUAAAAACAUUUUCAAAUCACAGAGAAAUAAGUUAGCACUUUUGGUCACAUCAGAGUCUCUUAGUCCAAAUUGGUAUACUGGCAAUGAUAGAUCAAUGAUCCUAGCCAACUGUCUUUUCCGUUCCGGCGGUUGCUCGAUUCUUUUGACAAAUAAAAGAUCCUUAAAAAACAGAAGCAUACUGAAAUUGAAGUGUUUAGUACGAACGCACCACGGCGCAAGAGAAGACUCUUACAAUUGUUGCAUUCAAAAGGAAGAUGAGCAGGGUAGGCUUGGUUUUCAUUUAGGGAAAACUCUCCCAAAAGCAGCAACAAAAGUUUUUGUUGACAAUUUAAGGGUAAUUUCACCUAAAAUUUUGCCAACAAGGGAAUUGCUUAGGUUUCUUCUUGUGUUACUUUUCAACAAACUUAAAAUAGCUACUAGUUCUUCUAAGUCUUAUAGUGGUGGAGCAACAAAAAGUACUAAAUCACCAUUGAAUUUCAAAACUGGAGUUGAUCAUUUUUGCCUCCACACAGGAGGAAAAGCAGUGAUUGAUGGAAUUGGAAUGAGUUUAGAUUUAAGUGAAUAUGAUCUUGAGCCUGCAAGGAUGACACUACAUCGUUUCGGUAACACUUCUGCUAGUAGCUUGUGGUAUGUGUUAGGGUACAUGGAAGCAAAAAAGAGGCUCAAGAAAGGUGAUAGAGUAUUUAUGAUAAGCUUUGGUGCUGGAUUUAAAUGCAAUAGUUGCUUAUGGGAAGUGAUGAAAGAUGUUGGAGAUGCAAAUGUUUGGGAAGAUUGUAUUGAUAAUUAUCCACCAAAGUCUUUGGUCAAUCCUUUCAUGGAGAAGUAUAGUUGGGUCAAUGAAGUUGAGGAUCCUAACAACUAUGAUCUUCCUGAAUUUCUCAAGUGAAGGUAAUUAAUUUCAUUCAAUCAUUGUGGAAUGAAAUACCAAAAUUAAGUUAAGGUUAUUGUGCAUUAUUUUCUUUAUUCUGUAUUAAUAUACACUCGUUGUUAUUAUGAUUGAAACCCUGAUCAAGGGAAUAGAUUCUCUCAAAUUCUUUUUUUGUCAUGUGUUAUCAAUAUCACUGUUGAUAUUUUGACUCUUACUCUUUAAUUAAAAACUCGUCUCACAUGUUAAUAUUUAAUGUUGAGAUUGACAACACAUGAUAAAAAUUUUGUUGAGAGAAUUCAUUCCCUUCAUCAUCGGUUCAUUUCCAAAUAAGGAGUUUGUCUACUUUUCGUUCAUCUAUAAAAUUUGUUUCAAUAGUGUGGGAACAUUGUUGGUUUCUUUACUUAACUUGUACAAAUCAAUUUUAUAUACAUAUAUAUUCUUUAGCAAUUGGCUCAUCA
This is a messenger RNA of Medicago truncatula (barrel medic), 1994 nucleotides long. RefSeq names its product 3-ketoacyl-CoA synthase 12. The coding region runs from base 136 to 1554 and encodes 472 amino acids. Gene Ontology annotation, biological process: fatty acid biosynthetic process. Gene Ontology annotation, cellular component: membrane. The record is from RefSeq and is a predicted model, not a curated record. NCBI's taxonomy places the organism in Eukaryota, Viridiplantae, Streptophyta, Magnoliopsida, Fabales, Fabaceae. Gene Ontology annotation, molecular function: acyltransferase activity, transferring groups other than amino-acyl groups. The transcript has a single exon.